CUGUGCGCUCUGGACGCACGCGCUGACAAAACCUCAGAUGCGUAUAGGAGGAGCUGACGAGCAAACUCAAACUUCCCUGUCAAGUCUGUGGGUGUGAUGAGGACGUGAAGGUGCAAGCCUGGAAUCGAAAACUAAAACUAAAGUGGCUUUCGCUCGUGGAUUUGUGUUUUUUCCGUGGUAACAAAUGGAGGUAUGACCCGGUGCGUAAAAGUGGACCCUUGGUGGACACCAUGGAUUCUUUAUUCCACAAAGGAGACGGCGCGUUGAUGGAAAGUGUCUGUCCUUUGGAACUGAGGAGACGAUGUUUGCUGUGAACGACUCUCUCGCAGCUAUGAACUCCACAAGCCCGCCGACUUCUCGUUCGCUCACCACCCCGGCGAUCAUGUUUAUCUUCGGGGUGCUUGGGAAUGUCAUCGCCAUAGUGGUUCUGCGCCUGUCGCGGAAGGAGCAGAAGGAAACGACCUUUUACACUCUCGUGUGCGGGCUGGCGGUGACAGACCUCCUGGGCACGCUGCUGGUCAGCCCCGUCACCCUCGCCACCUACGUGAAAGGCGAAUGGCAGGGAGGAGACCCCCUGUGCCAGUACUCCGGCUUCGUCCUGCUCUACUUCUUCUUGGUGCAACUUAGCAUCGUGUUCACCAUGUCGGUGGAGAGGUUCCUGGCAAUAAACCAUGCCUACUUUUACAACGAGUUCGUGAACCAGAGACUUGCUGCGCUGACGCUGCUCGCCGUGUACGUGUCGAGCCUCGUGUUCUGCGCGCUGCCCAUCGCGGGGAUCGGACAGGUGAAGCUUCAGGAGCCGAAGACCUGGUGCUUCAUCCACUGGAAGAGCAACGACACCACGGUGAGGACGUUCAACCUGAUCUACGCGGGGCUGAACUCGGUGAUCGUGCUGGCCACGGUCUUCUGCAACGUGAUGGUGUGCGGCGCGCUGAUCCUGAUGCACAGGCGCUUCAUCCGCCGCACCUCCUUGGGCACGGACCCGCGGCGCGUGGUGGAGCUCCGGCGCCGGCGGAGCUUCAGGCGGUUGGCCGGAGCGGAGAUCCAGAUGGUGGUGGUGCUCAUCGGAACCUCCGCCGUGGUUCUCAUCUGCUCGAUACCUUUAGUUCUGAGGAUCUUCGAAAACCAGCUGUUCGCCAACCAAACGCAGCAGACGUCCGGGUUGAACAGGGACCUGAUAGCCAUCCGCAUGGCCUCCGUCAACCCCAUCCUGGACCCCUGGUUCUACAUCCUCCUGAAAAAGACGGUGGUUCUCAAAGUCCUGGAAAAGAUCAAGUGUCUGUUCUGUAAGAUGGGCGGGCGGGGGCGGCGGGGGGGACACUUCCGUUGUGCCGACGGCGCCCUCACCUCCUCCAUCGUCUCGAGGGAUUCCCCGUCGCUGGUUUCCCGCGAGCUGGGGGAAAAAGUCAGCACCCUACGGACUGUCCUGUACCCGGGUGACGGGAACGCGCUGCGGCUGGCCUCGCUUCGGGCCGGGUCGGACGACUCCUGUCCGGCGGCCUCGCCGACGUUGCUGGGCGCGCAGGAGGCGGCGCGGCCUCAGACGGGGCUUCCUCAGAGGGAACUAGAGGACGACGUGGCGCCUACGACGCCCAGCCACCGUCCAGUCGGCCCCAAAGACACGGCGCUGCACGUGAGCCUCACGGAGGAGACGGCAAACGUGCAGGAAAAAUGCAUUUAACCCUCAGCUCCACCUCAGCGUCUUCAGCGCAUCGUCAGCGUAUCACUCCUCAGCAACGCAGUCCCCACGGUUUAUUCCAAUCACAGCAGUCGUAACCCAAAACGUCCACGGACGUCAUUCACAGAGGAGCUCUUCCGUUGCACUUUUUUUAAGACUUCUGAACCACUUGCUUGGCCGCCAGGAAUGACAAUCAGUGAUUGUAAAAGGAUCAAUGUUGAAAAUGUGAACAGCGUGUUAAAUUAUUUAAAGUAUGAGCAUGUACGUUAAGGUCUUCUCCGUGAGAAGGUGUAUCUACUUCUGUGCCAUUUUACAUUUCCAAAAAAGAUAAAUACGCUUAUAGUGUGUUUGUGUUUUGUUUCACUUUUACGUCUGGAUGUUCGCAAACAGUUUGGCUGUAUUAGCUAUAAUCAAAUCCCCGAUAGAAUGAAAUGUAUCAUAGUAUUGUGUUUUUCUACAGCGCGUACACUAGAAGACGACGAAAACACCUUUUAAUGUGAGUUUCCCUCUGUAAAGUUGAUGAUUUACAUAUUUUGCCCCAGUACUUUUAAAGAGUCCCAGUUAAUAGUUUUGGCUUAACGUAAAGCGCAGUACCUCCCGUGUAGUUUGACUUCCGGGAGGGAUGUAAAGUAAAGAGAUUAAUACAGAAGACGUCAAUUGCUCCGUAUUGUUUGUUUUUGAACACUAUUCUCUUUGUGCUGCUAAAAAACAUCCCUUCCAUAUAGGCUCACGGGAUCCUGUUUUUCACUGAACAAACCCCAUGCUGUGCAGAACUCUUAAACGGAAAAUAAAAAAUGUAUUCUUCA
Molecule: messenger RNA, 2484 nt
Organism: Fundulus heteroclitus (mummichog)
Lineage: Eukaryota; Metazoa; Chordata; Actinopteri; Cyprinodontiformes; Fundulidae
Gene: ptger4b
Product: prostaglandin E receptor 4 (subtype EP4) b
Exons: 2
Coding region: 302-1681 (459 amino acids)
Biological process (GO): positive regulation of cytosolic calcium ion concentration; negative regulation of inflammatory response; inflammatory response
Cellular component (GO): plasma membrane
Molecular function (GO): prostaglandin E receptor activity
Source: RefSeq, a predicted model, not a curated record